Messenger RNA from Tympanuchus pallidicinctus (lesser prairie-chicken), 2240 nucleotides. RefSeq names its product RAB17, member RAS oncogene family (gene RAB17). The coding region runs from base 1241 to 1906 and encodes 221 amino acids. The record is from RefSeq and is a predicted model, not a curated record. NCBI's taxonomy places the organism in Eukaryota, Metazoa, Chordata, Aves, Galliformes, Phasianidae. Gene Ontology annotation, molecular function: GTPase activity; GTP binding. The transcript is spliced from 5 exons.
CAGAAUUACAGCGCGUGGGCAGAAGCACAGAUUCACAGAAUUGUUGGAGUUGGAAGGGACCUCUAAAAGCCAUCCAGUCCAAUUCCCCUGCAAUGAACAGGGACAGCUACAGCUCCAUCAGGUGCUCAGAGCCCCAAGCCCAGCCUGUAAUAUUGGGGUCCUGCUUUUCCUAAGGAGCUUCUACAUCUCUACAGAAGGUCAGCAAGCAUCUCGCACGGUUUUUGUGUCUUUUAGUUUAGAGCUUCUGGUUUGGAGAGACUCAGCUUUAUGUGCUGCUGGGCAGGGCCAAGGUUUGGAGACCCUUAUGGGGCAUUUCCAACUCAGGAUAUUCCGACUUAUGAUUCUAUUUGUUUUGCUUUCUUGCUGUUCUCCUCGGAUGAAAAAGGAGGUGAACCCCCUGCAUCUUCUCAAGACGAAAAAGAAAUUGUUUGGCAAAGCUUCCUGUCCUCAAUAGCUGUUUGCUUGUAGGAGAAGUUUGAAAGGAAAUUUUCCUGCAAUUGCAGUAAUUGUUGAGUGAGUUUUAUUCAAGUAUCAAUGCAAUCUUCUGGGGUUAAAUUGAGAUAGCUUCGGGGGCAUUUUAAGAAGCAGCAGUAUGAAAUGAGAAACAGAGCUCAUAUACAGACGAAAUUCAUGCAGCUUCUUGUGAAGACAGCCUGCAUUGAUUAUGGGGGCAAACAGGUGAGGCACAGAGAAAAAUUAAAGGCCUGAAGCCUGCCAGACUGCAGGGGAGAGACUGAAAUGAAGGGACAGGCAGCAUGCAGAAACAAGGGGCUUUUGUAAGAAGAGGGAGACACAGGGCUGAGAGAAGGGUGUGGGGUGUGAACCCACUGCUCAGAGCCUGAGUUAGAUUAUCCCAGUGUAACUUUUAACCCAAUCCCUCAAUAAGUGCACAAUAUCAGCGUAAGGUAUCCCAAGAAGGGGUGCUCAAUAGCAAGGCACACUCCUAAUUUAUGUUUCUCUGUCAGCAGCUCUCCCCAGCAUGUCCUUAAAGAACAUUUCUGCAUCUUCAAGGAGAUGCAUGCAAACAAAUCUCCUUGUCCACAUGCAAGCACGCCUCUUGCAUCAGGUUUCUUCUUAAAGAUUUCCACUCUCUGAUCACAGCUGACAGUCCAAGGCAAUGGCAGGUACACUGGGCUAUUAUGUUUAAUUCAGCCUAUUUUGAAGCCAAACCACGCUCACCCAACUGCCACUGGUAGCGAAUUCAUGCUGGUGGACCUGGGAUCACUGCUGACACAUUCUGAUGGAGCCGAUUUCCUUGCAGGACAUGGCGCAGACAGUGGUGCCAGGCAGCUCCCCGGGGGAUAACCGUCCCACCUACAUCUACAAGAUGGUCCUGCUGGGAAACACAUCAGUGGGAAAGUCAAGCCUUGCCUACAGAUAUGUGAAAAAUGACUUCAAGGAGUCGCUGCCUACUGUAGGAUGCUCCUUCUUCACACAGACAAUCCAACUAGAGACAGCCACCAUCAAGCUGGAGAUCUGGGACACGGCUGGCCAAGAGAAGUACCACAGUGUCUGCCACCUCUACUACCGUGGUGCCCACGCUGCACUCCUUGUUUAUGACCUCACUAAUAAGGAAACAUUCAACAGAGCGAAGCAGUGGCUGGUGGAACUGGAGAAGGAGUUCCUUCCUGAUGAAAUUGUCAUUGCUUUGGUGGGCAACAAGACAGACCUGGCUGAUGAACGGGAGAUUGCAGCUGAGGAUGGGGAAGAGUUUGCAAGGAGCAGAAGCCUGCUCUUCAUGGAGACGUCUGCAAAAUCCAACCACCAAGUAAACGACAUCUUUAUGGCAGUAGCCCGAGAGCUCCUGCGGCGUGAAGGUGAGAAGGCAGCUGUCCCAUCCACGAGUGGCAGGCAGCGUUUGGACCUGCGGGCAAGCGGGACGAGGAGGGGGUGCUGCCAUGUCUGAGGGGCCACGGGCUCCUCACAGGACGUGGGGCUGGACCUUGUGCUGUUGGCAUCGGUGGCCGAGGGGUGACAACACAGGAUAGCUCACAGCCAAUGUGGAGCAAUGAUCCUUCUGCCCAUCUUCUGCCAGUGAAUGCAUGCAGACCCUCAACAGGAUCUCGUGAUGGUGUUCUCCAGAAGUGAGUGGGGAAGUCCACUGUCAAGAAGCAGCCCGGCUGGGGACAUCCCCCUGCCCCAGCCGUGCACCAGCUUCCCCAGACUCAAGAGAGUUUGGCUUGUGGAGCCCAUCCCAACAACUUCAAGACUUGACUGCCAAUAAAAAGCAGCUCAUCUUA